CUCAGCUGCAGUUCCAGCUACUGCUCCGUUGGUCACCUGUCCACCAGGAUAUGAAUACAUUGGAUUUCCCACGUUCAAUCCAGGAACGGGUGCAUUUACAUUCCCAAUUGGAACAUUCCCAACGGACUUUCCGACCGUAACUAUUCCAACUGGCUUCCCCACGGCGGCCAGCUUUCCAACGUUUGAUAUUCCGACCGGGAGUCCACCUACAAUAGGUUCUCUGCCAAGUUUUCCGACAGAUUUUCCGACUGUUGAUAUCCCAACGGGUUUCCCCACGGUUGAUAUCCCAACGGGUUUCCCCACGGUUGAUAUCCCAACGGGUUUUCCAAGCUUCCCGACCCCUGAUAUUCCAACAGGCAGUUUUCCCACUGUCGAUGUACCAACGGGCUUUCCGAGUGUACCGACAGUCGAUAUCGGAAGCGUGCCAACCAUUCCAACCGAUUUCCCAACGGGCUUCCCCAGCGUGAGCUUUCCGAAUCUGCCAACAGGCGUUCCAGCGGGAUGUUUCCCGAUUCCAACUACACUGCCACUGGGAGCGACAACACAAGCUUCACCUCAACCGACUAUUGACCUCACUCCCAGAUGUGUCUCUUUUCCAGAGGAGUGCUGUGGGGCACCUCGUUGCAUCGACUCAACCUUCGCCAACUACUCCUCCAUCGUUGUGAAUUAUGCGAUCAGGUGUGGCGAUCCGACGUCCUGCAACCCAGCACGGUUUGCACAGUGCAGUGUCAGCCCUGUUACUGGCUUCUGCGAGCAGCUAGGAUCUUUCAGUGUGCCACAAAGCACUGGUACUGCACCGACCGUUGCUACUGCACCACCAGUCACAGGAGUAGACAGGUGUAUUUCCUAUCCAACUCAGUGCUGUGGCCCGCCAGUAUGCUACGAUACUCAAUCGCCCACGUUCUUGACGACAUUGCAGAACUACGCAAUAGCUUGCAGCGGUGACGCAUCAUUGUGCAACCCGCUCCCUUUCACCGUGUGCCAGUAUAUACCCAGCAACGGCAGCUGUGUUGGCUCUGGUUUGUUCUCAAUUGCACCACCGACUGCACCACCCACUGCACCGGCAACAACACCGUCGCCUCCUCCAGUCAAUCCAUCAGUCAAUCCAUCGGUCACUCCACCGGCCACUCAGCCAGUCACCUGUCCACCAGGAUACGAGUAUAUCGGAAUUCCCACAUUCAAUCCAGGAACUGGUGCAUUCACAUUCCCAAUUGGAAGUUUCCCAACAGUUGAUCUUCCUACAGGAAAUAUUCCAACUGGUUUCCCUACAGUGGGCAGUCUUCCGACGUUUGAUAUUCCAACUGGCAGUCCUCCUACAAUAGGUUCUCUACCAAGUUUCCCAACAGACUUUCCCACUUUCAAUAUUCCUACAGGUUCUGUUCCAUCAAUACCUACAGUCGAUAUUCCAACAGGUUUCCCGACUUUUGACAUUCCAACAGGUAGUUUCCCCACUGUGGAUAUUCCAACAGGUUUUCCAAGUAUACCAACUGUUGAUCUUGGAAGUGUCCCAACUGUUCCCACCAACUUUCCCAGUGUGCCAACUGGUUUCCCCAGCAUACCCACAGGUUUCCCGAGCGUGAGCUUUCCAAAUCUGCCAACUGGAGUUCCAGCGGGAUGCUUCCCGAUUCCAACUACACUGCCUCUGGGAGCUACAACGCAAGCAUCAAGUCAACCAACUCUUAACCCUACUCCACGGUGUAUUUCCUAUCCCACUCAGUGCUGUGGCCCGCCAGUAUGCUAUGAUACUCAAUCACCCACGUUCUUGACGACAUUGCAGGACUACGCUUUAACUUGCCGUGGUGAUGCAUCAUUGUGCAACCCGCUCCCUUUCACCGUGUGCCAGUAUAUACCCAGCAACGACAGCUGUGUUGGCUCUGGUUUGUUCUCAAUUGCACCACCCACUGCACCGGCAACAACACCUGCUCCUCCUCCAGUCACUCCAUCAGUCACUCCAACGGUCACUCAGCCAGUCACCUGUCCACCAGGUUAUGAAUACAUUGGAUUUCCCACAUUCAAUCCAGGAACUGGUGCAUUCACAUUCCCAAUUGGAAGUUUCCCAACAGUUGAUCUUCCUACAGGAAAUAUUCCAACUGGUUUCCCUACAGUGGGCAGUCUUCCAACGUUUGAUAUUCCAACUGGCAGUCCUCCUACAAUAGGUUCUCUACCAAGUUUCCCAACAGACUUUCCAACAUUCAAUAUUCCUACAGGUUCUGUUCCAUCAAUACCUACCGUCGAUAUUCCAACAGGUUUCCCUACUUUCGACAUUCCAACAGGUAGUUUCCCCACUGUGGAUAUUCCAACAGGUUUUCCAAGUAUACCAACUGUUGAUCUUGGAAGUGUCCCAACUGUUCCCACCAACUUUCCCAGUGUGCCAACUGGUUUCCCAAGCAUACCCACAGGUUUCCCCAGUGUGAGCAUUCCCAAUCUGCCAACUGGAGUUCCUGUAGGAUGUUUCCCGAUUCCAACCACACUGCCACUGGGCGCAACAACGCAGGCACAGAGUCUGCCGACAACUCAAGCUCCACCUCCAACUGUUACGAUUGCCAGGUGUAUGUCCAUACCACGGGAGUGCUGUGGCGAGCCGUACUGCGUCGACACAAACUUUCCGAACGCGACGACCAUCUCGGUGGACUAUCUUACGCGUUGUGGGGACCCGACGUUGACAUGUAACCCGCAGCGUUUCGCUCAGUGCAGCCUCAGCCCUACCACUGGUGUCUGCGAGCAGACUGGCGCAAUCUCUUUUGCUCCAAGCUUUCCCGUUACCACGCCGUUCAGAACUGCAACUCCUCCACCAGUCACCCCACCGGUUACCCAGCCAGUCAGCUGUCCACCAGGAUAUGAAUACAUUGGAGUUCCCACAUUCAAUCCAGGAACUGGUGCAUUCACAUUCCCAAUUGGAAGUUUCCCAACAGUAGAUCUUCCUACAGGAAAUAUACCAACUGGUUUCCCUACAGUGGGCAGUCUUCCAACGUUUGAUAUUCCAACUGGCAGUCCUCCUACAAUAGGUUCUCUACCAAGUUUCCCAACAGACUUUCCAACAUUCAAUAUUCCUACAGGUUCUGUUCCAUCAAUACCUACAGUCGAUAUUCCAACAGGUUUCCCUACUUUCGACAUUCCAACAGGUAGUUUCCCCACUGUGGAUAUUCCAACAGGUUUUCCAAGUAUACCAACUGUUGAUCUUGGAAGUGUCCCAACUGUUCCCACCAACUUUCCCAGCGUGCCAACUGGUUUCCCAAGCAUACCCACAGGUUUCCCCAGUGUGAGCAUUCCCAAUCUGCCAACUGGAGUUCCAGCAGGAUGUUUCCCAAUUCCGACCACGUUGCCACUGGGAGCAACAACAACGGGCCGCGCACCAACCAGCACUCCUGCAGCGCCGACAACACCACAAGCAGUUGCUUCAACAACCCCGCUCUUUGCCACUGGUGGUGUAACAACAUCUCAGGCAACAACUCAACCUCGUCAGACCACGCCAGCUCCACCAACUAUUCCAGUAGUCAGCUGUCCACCAGGAUAUGAAUACAUUGGAGUUCCCACAUUCAAUCCAGGAACGGGUGCAUUCACAUUCCCAAUUGGAAGUUUCCCAACAGUUGAUCUUCCUACAGGAAAUAUUCCAACUGGUUUCCCUACAGUGGGCAGUCUUCCAACGUUUGAUAUUCCAACUGGCAGUCCUCCUACAAUAGGUUCUCUACCAAGUUUCCCAACAGACUUUCCAACAUUCAAUAUUCCUACAGGUUCUGUUCCAUCAAUACCUACAGUCGAUAUUCCAACAGGUUUCCCUACUUUCGACAUUCCAACAGGUAGUUUCCCCACUGUGGAUAUUCCAACAGGUUUUCCAAGUAUUCCAACUGUUGAUCUUGGAAGUGUCCCAACUGUUCCCACAAACUUUCCCAGUGUGCCAACUGGUUUCCCAAGCAUACCCACAGGUUUCCCCAGUGUGAGCAUUCCAAAUCUGCCAACAGGAGUUCCAGCGGGAUGUUUCCCAAUUCCGACCACACUGCCACUGGGAGCAACGACAACGGGCCGUGCCCCAACCAGCACUCCUGCACCACCGGCAACACCUCGUGUGUCCACCCCGGUGGCAACAACUGGAGGCGCCCCAACGUCUCCGCCAACAACCCCACCCAGUCCUACAACACCAGCUCCACCAACUAUUCCAGUCGUCAGCUGUCCACCAGGAUAUGAAUACAUUGGAGUUCCCACAUUCAAUCCAGGAACUGGUGCAUUCACAUUCCCAAUUGGAAGUUUCCCAACAGUUGAUCUUCCUACAGGAAAUAUUCCAACUGGUUUCCCUACAGUGGGCAGUCUUCCAACGUUUGAUAUUCCAACUGGCAGUCCUCCUACAAUAGGUUCUCUACCAAGCUUCCCAACAGACUUUCCAACAUUCAAUAUUCCUACAGGUUCUGUUCCAUCAAUACCUACAGUCGAUAUUCCAACAGGUUUCCCUACUUUCGAUAUUCCAACAGGUAGUUUCCCCACUGUGGAUAUUCCAACAGGUUUUCCAAGUAUUCCAACGGUUGAUCUUGGAAGUGUCCCAACUGUUCCCACCAACUUUCCCAGCGUGCCAACUGGUUUCCCAAGCAUACCCACAGGUUUCCCCAGUGUGAGCAUUCCAAAUCUGCCGACUGGAGUUCCUGUAGGAUGUUUCCCAAUUCCGACCACGCUGCCACUGGGAGCAACAACAACAGCCCGUGCCCCAACCAGCACUCCUGCAGCGCCGACAACACCUCGUGUGUCCACCCCGGUGGCAACAACUGGAGGCGCCCCAACGUCUCCGCCAACAACCCCACCAAGUCCUACAACACCAGCCCCGCCAACUAUUCCAGUUGUCAGCUGUCCACCAGGAUAUGAGUAUAUUGGAGUUCCCACAUUCAAUCCAGGAACGGGUGCAUUCACAUUCCCAAUUGGAAGUUUCCCAACAGUUGAUCUUCCUACAGGAAAUAUUCCAACUGGUUUCCCUACAGCGGGCAGUCUUCCAACGUUUGAUAUUCCAACUGGCAGUCCUCCUACAAUAGGUUCUCUACCAAGUUUCCCAACAGACUUUCCAACAUUCAAUAUUCCUACAGGUUCUGUUCCAUCAAUACCUACAGUCGAUAUUCCAACAGGUUUCCCUACUUUCGACAUUCCAACAGGUAGUUUCCCCACUGUGGAUAUUCCAACAGGUUUUCCAAGUAUACCAACUGUUGAUCUUGGAAGUGUCCCAACUGUUCCCACCAACUUUCCCAGCGUGCCAACUGGUUUCCCAAGCAUACCCACAGGUUUCCCCAGUGUGAGCAUUCCCAAUCUGCCCACAGGAGUUCCAGUGGGAUGUUUCCCGAUUCCAACCACACUGCCCCUGGGAACAACGGCAGCCACUGCCCAGACAACACCUACAGUCCAGGCGACAACUACGGUUGCUGCUACUCCUCCUGUGACCACACCUAUCGUACCCACCUUCGGUUUCUCAACUCAACCAGUAACAACUCCGGCAGUAACAACUCCGGCUGUGACAACUCCCGCCGUGACAACUCCGGCUGUAACAACCCCGGCUGUGACAACUCCCGCCGUGACAACUCCGGCUGUAACAACCCCGGGAGUUUCAACUCCAUCUGUGCCAAUUGUCACUACACCAUCUGUGCCAAUUGUCUCUACCCCAUCUGUGCCUACAUUUGGCUUUACAACUCCCACGGUAGCAACUCCGCUGGUGACGACUCCAGCUGUUUCAACACCUUCUUUGCCCAUUGUCACCACGCCAUCAGUCCCAACGUUUGGCCCCUCUAGUCCAACAGUUUCAAUACCAGCUUUCACCACUCCUGGAGUGUCAAGUCCAGGAGCAACUACCCAGGCAGCCACAACAGGGGCUGCUACAACUGCGGCUGGUACGACUGCUGCUGCUUCAACUGCUGCUGCAACAACAGCAGCCGCUACAACUGGAGCUGCUACAACUGGAGCCGCUACAACCGGAGCUGCUACGACUGCAGCCGGUACAACAGGCGCUGGCACGAGUGCUGGAGCAACAACAGCAGCUCCUACAACCGCAGCAGCUACAACAGCAGCAGGAACAACUGCUGCUGCUACAACAGCGGCUGGCACAACUGCAGCUCCUCCAACCUUGGCUGCCACAACUGCAGCGGGAACAACCAUGGCCGGCACAACUGCAGCUGCUACGACUGCUGCUGCUUCAACUGCCGCUGCUACAACUGCUGCUGCUACGACAGGAGCUGCUACGACUGCAGCUGCUACAACUGGAGCCGCUACAACUGGAGCUGCUACGACUGCAGCCGGCACAACAGGUGCUGGCACAAGUGCUGCAGCAACAACAGCAGCUCCUACAACCGCAGCAGGUACAACAGCAGCAGGAACAACUGCUGCUGCUACAACAGCGGCUGGCACAACUGCAGCUCCUCCAACCUUGGCUGCCACAACUGCAGCUGGAACAACCAUGACCGGCACAACUGCAGCUGCUACGACUGCCGCUGCUACAACUGCCGCUGCUACAACUGCUGCUGCUACGACAGGAGCUGCUACAACUGGAGCCGCUACAACUGGAGCCGCUACAACUGGAGCUGCUACGACUGCAGCCGGUACAACAGGCGCUGGCACGAGUGCUGCAGCAUCAACAGCAGCUGCUACAACCGCAGCUGCUACAACAGCAGCAGGAACAACUGUGGCUGGUACAACAGUGGCUGCCACGACUGCAGCUGGUACAACAGCAGCCGGUACAACCAUGGCUGGAACAACUGCAGCUGCCACGACUGCAGCUGCUACAACAGCGGCUGGAACAACUGCAGCUGGCACAACUGCAGCUGGCACAACUGCAGCUUCCACGACAGCAGCUGCUACAACAGCAGCUCCUCCAACCGUGGCUGCCACAACGGCAGCUGGAACAACCAUUGCUGGCACAACCGCUGCUGCUACAACUUCUGCUGGCGCCACAACCGUGGCUGGUACAACUGCUGCUGCUACCACCAGAGCGGCUACAACGGCAGCCGGUACAACUGCAGCCGGUUCAACAGGUGCUGCCACCACUGCUGCUGCCACAACUGCUGCAGCUACAACAGCGUCGGGUGCAACUGCUGCAGCCACAACUGUUGCAGCCACAACUGCUGCAGUUACAACAGCGUCUGGUGCGACUGCUGCUGCCACCACUGCUGCUGCCACAACUGCUGCAGUUACAACAGCGUCUGGUGCGACUGCUGCUGCCACAACUGCUGAAGCUACAACAGCGUCUGGUGCAACUGCUGCUGCCACAACUGCUGCUGCCACAACUGCGGCAGCUACAACAGCGUCUGGUGCGACUGCUGCUGCCACCACUGCUGCUGCCACAACUGCUGCAGCUACAACAGCGUCUGGUGCAACUGCUGCAGCCACAACUUCUGCAGCUACAACAGCAUCUGGUGCAACUGCUGCUGCUACAACUGCUGCAGGCACGGGAACUGGAGCAACCGUGGGAGCUACUUCCGCUGGUGGCACAACUGCUGCUGGUAGUAGCGCAGCUGUGAGUGGCACGACAGCAAGACCGACCACAGGAUCUGCUCAACCACCAAUAACAUCAACAGCAGGAGAACCCGCGACAACAACUACCAUCCCUGUCAUAGUCAUCUUGUCUCUGUCCGGGGUUGACGCGGAUGUCAUGUACACCAACGAGCAGCUGGCUGCCAGGAUUCGUAGCAGUCUGGAAAUCGGCCCGGUGAACGUAACAGCUCAGACAAGCUCUGGCAGCGUUCUGUCAGUGUACUUCUUCGUACGGGACAAUGAGACAAAUAUGGCCGUGGACGCAGAGGCUGUUCUCUCUCGUAUCAGUGUAUCAAGCAUCACAAAUUCGCUGCUGACAUCGUUCAGCGCAGCAGGUCUGACCUCUGCAGCAUCCUUGUCGCCACGUCCCACUCUGCAGCCCACGGAGACGGACGACGACAGUGGCCUGGGCGGCGGUGCCAUUGCCGGUAUCAUCAUUGGUGUUCUCGCUGCUCUUGCAAUACUCGCACUGCUUGCCUACUAUAUACGACUCAGAAAACGACGCUCAGAGUACUGGACCGAUUCCACCAAGCAGAGUCGCAAUAGUAAAAAGACCGAGGUAUACUUUGACAACUACUCAUUCAGCAAGCCGUGAAGCGGAUCACGAAUCCUGGCCGUGUCCGCCUUUUUUUAUAUUUUUUUAUACCGUUCGCCGAUUGGUUUACAGCUGUGUUGGCCGAUGUCACAUUUGCUUGUGUUUUUCAGAAUCCAUCCUGCUACUUAUACAUGGUACACCUUGCCUUGAACUCGUGACAGGGCUAGAUCAAAUACUUUUUUUUCAUUCCACAUUAGAAGAAACAACAAGUUAGGUUUUGAACAAUUCAGUUAAUUAAUUAUUGGCUAAUGAUAAUACUAAUAAUAUCAGUCAAUUAUUUGAUGAACUAGGUAGGGCUGUUUACACAUUGAUAGGAUUGCUUGCUUGCCAACUAGGGGCUCAGUGGCUUUCCUGCCAUUGCGAACUGUUGGCGAAGUUUCAGUGGCUUAGAAUCAUUUCACGGUCGCUUGAAUCACACAUUUCUGUUGGUCUGUGCCAAAAAAUGUAGCUGAACGCUACUUGCAA
This is a messenger RNA of Sycon ciliatum, 8551 nucleotides long. RefSeq names its product mucin-2-like. The record is from RefSeq and is a predicted model, not a curated record. The coding region runs from base 2552 to 8086 and encodes 1844 amino acids. NCBI's taxonomy places the organism in Eukaryota, Metazoa, Porifera, Calcarea, Leucosolenida, Sycettidae. The transcript is spliced from 19 exons.